Messenger RNA from Limulus polyphemus (Atlantic horseshoe crab), 1326 nucleotides. Its product is annotated as actin, cytoplasmic 1-like. The record is from RefSeq and is a predicted model, not a curated record. The transcript is spliced from 3 exons. Lineage: Eukaryota; Metazoa; Arthropoda; Merostomata; Xiphosura; Limulidae. Bases 36 to 1034 code for a protein of 332 amino acids.
UUACAAAGCUAAUUCUUUUUUUUUUUCAGGGUGUGAUGGUGGGUAUGGGUCAGAAAGACAGCUACGUCGGUGAUGAGGCCCAAAGUAAACGUGGUAUCUUGACCCUGAAGUACCCCAUUGAACACGGUAUCGUCACCAACUGGGACGAUAUGGAGAAGAUCUGGCACCACACAUUCUACAAUGAACUCCGUGUUGCCCCCGAGGAACACCCCGUUCUCCUCACAGAAGCUCCCCUUAACCCUAAGCUUAAUAGGGAGAAGAUGACCCAGAUUAUGUUCGAAACGUUCAACACCCCAGCUAUGUACGUGGCAAUUCAAGCCGUGCUGGCCCUCUACGCCUCCGGUAGAACCACCGGUAUCGUGAUGGAUUCCGGUGAUGGAGUCACUCACUGCGUACCCAUCUACGAAGGUUACGCCCUACCCCAUGCUAUACUCCGGUUAGACUUGGCCGGUCGAGAUCUCACCGACUACCUUAUGAAAAUUUUGACCGAACGUGGUUACACCUUUACAACAACAGCUGAAAGAGAAAUCGUCCGUGAUAUCAAGGAGAAACUUUGCUACGUCGCUCUGGACUUUGACCAGGAAAUGACCACCGCUGCUUCCUCCUCUUCUCUCGAGAAGUCCUACGAGUUGCCCGACGGUCAGGUCAUCACCAUUGGCAACGAGAGGUUCCGCUGCCCCGAGGCUCUCUUCCAGCCUUCCUUCUUGGGUAUGGAGUCUUGCGGAAUUCACGAAACCACCUACAACUCUAUCAUGAAAUGUGACGUUGACAUCCGUAAGGAUCUUUAUGCUAAUGUCGUUCUGUCCGGAGGAUCAACAAUGUAUCCGGGUAUCGCCGACAGGAUGCAGAAAGAAAUCAUCUCGCUGGCUCCUAGCACCAUGAAGAUCAAGAUCAUCGCUCCUCCCGAGAGGAAAUACUCCGUCUGGAUCGGCGGAUCCAUCUUGGCUUCUCUGUCCACCUUCCAGCAAAUGUGGAUCUCCAAACAAGAGUACGACGAGUCUGGUCCAAGCAUCGUUCACCGCAAAUGUUUUUAAACCGUCGUUUGUUCCAAAACUAUAUAUUCACGUGGGAAAUGUCAGUAUCACAUGAAGACAUUCGAAAUUGAAAUCUAUAGGAACUAUAUGCCAGAUUUUUUAUUGUUUUCUACUCAAAAGAGUUAAAAUUAUAAAUGUCUAAAAAUUAGAAGAAUAACAAUAAAAGUUCACAAUAAAUCUAGAAAAUCAAGUAAAAGUAUAAAUAUUCAUGAAUAAGAAUAAACAAGAUAGGAUGAACACUCAGAUCCAUUAGACUUCUGUUGGUAACGAUGAAACUAAUAAACACUCAGAU